UACACACACACACACACACACACACACUCAAGCAGGUAACAUCUCUUUGAACAUGUUCCGUAAGAGGAGCAGCAGCGGGGGGGGGGUAGUUCAGACGGUAGCGGCUGACCGGAGUCUUAAACCGAAAAAUAGAAAUGUCGUUUUCUGGUGUCGUGUUCCACACUGCCCUUUGAUUUACAGCCAGCCAUAAAGGUUGUUCACAGGAGGGAGAAAAAAAUUUGCUGGCCAAACCUGUGCGGCGCGUGUGACACAACACACACACUCUCUCGUGGAUUUAGAGGACACCGGGAAACUUGAGGCAGCUAUUUCAACACAAAAGCCUCAUUCUGUAUCAUGGAAGUUCUUCUCAUCGUCACUACAAAUGCUAUGUGAACUGACAAACGGUGUCUCCUAUGCAUGAGUGUGACUCGUAGCUGUGCAGCGCCAUGGACAAGAGCCACACAGUGAAGCUCUUCGUGGGCAACCUGGCGCUGGACACCACCCAGGAGGAGCUCUCAGCCAUCUUCGAACCCUACGGCCAGGUGGUCAGCUGCAGCGUGCUGCGACAGUUCGCCUUCGUCCACCUGCAGGGCGAGGGUGCUGCCGAGCGUGCCAUCCGGGAGCUCAAUGGGCGGGAGUUUCGCGGUCGGAAUUUGGUGGUCGAGGAGUCGAGGGGAAGGCCAUUGCACUCCACCAAGGUGUUUGUGGGUAAUCUGAGCGGGAUGUGCACCACCGAAGAUCUACAGCAGUUGUUCCAGACGUUUGGAAAAGUUCUUGAGUGUGACAAAGUCAAAGCCAGGCAUUCCUCUUCCGCAGGCUACGCCUUUGUUCACAUGGAAAACAAGGAAGAUGCACUCCAGGCCAUCGAGGCCCUGCACGGCACCUCAUUUAAGGGCCGCCCCCUGUCUGUAGAGCUGUCCAAGGUCCAGCCCAGUAAGCAGGCACCCACAGGGAAAAUCCCCUGUGUUAACUGCGGAAAGCAGGGCCACUAUGCUGGAGAAUGCCCUGUGGGGAAGCCUUCUCUAGAGCAGUAUCAGAGUCAGGCGGCGGUCCUGGCCGCCGCUGCUGCUGCGGCCGCCGGACUGCCCCUACAGGUCCAGCAAAGUGUGCACAAUUCAGUCUACAACACCUCCACUUUUGAUCCCACAUACGCUGCUCUCACUGGGAUCACCACAGGCACACGCACUGAUGGAAAUCCAGUGAACCCAGCUGUUUAUGGUGCCCUCGCCAGUCAGGUGUAUGGUGCCAAUGUUGCCAAUCAGCUUUAUGGUACGGUGGCCAAUCAGGCAGCUCUUACAUCCGGCGCCACCCAAGUGUACAGCUCGAUGACCCCCAACAUCUACGGCCAGGUGGCUGCGAAUCCAGCGGCUGCUGCUGCCGCUGCUGCCGCUGCUGCCUACACCACUCCAGUUUACACCCCAACUGUGGCCAACCCUCCUGUCUAUCUGGCCGCUGCUCCUGGAAUAGAAAUGCCAACGGCAGCGGCUGCGGUAAACCCCGCCUACAGUGUAGCUCCAGCAAUUUACGGUGCCGCCACACCAGCCUACGCUCAUAUAAGCGCCAUGGGAGCAGCGGACCCUACUACAGCCCUCUUUGAGGCAGCCAGACAGGCACAUUACUUUGCCCAAGGCCAGCAGGUCGUGGCCGAGCAGCAGACGGUGGCCGCUGCAGCGGCGGCGGCUGCGGCAAAGUCGGGUGAGAGGGACCGUAGUCCCUUACGGAGGUCGGCACCCCUGCUACCAGACCCUGUGAUGAAGCCGUUCAUGUACCAGAGGGCCAAGCCGCGCCGACCCCUGCUCCCCACGCCAGCUGGGCGAGCAGCGGAAGAGGCUGUCGAGGCCGCAGAGGACCCCAUGGCCAGAUACUAUGCGGAGUACUACCAGCAGCUGCAGCAGUACCCCCAGUUCCAGUAUGCCUACCCACCACCGAGCACAGUGACAGCCAUCCCCGGCAUGCCGGGAGUGCCGGCCGUGCCGGCAGUCCCUACUGUACCCGCGAUGUCAGCCCAGCCAGUCGCUACGCUAGAUGCCCUCAGGCCAGUGGUUCCCACCGCUGCGGCAGUGGCAGCCGCCAUGGCCGCGCCCAGGGUGUAUGAGCCGCCGUUGCCGCCGCCCACGCGCAAGGAGGCCAUCCUCCGCCGCCCCGAACUCUCCCUUCACACGCCUGAGCCCCCCUUCCGAUAGUCGCACACAACUCUCUGCCCUCAUCCCUCCCUCUCUGCCCUGAACCCCCCCCACCCAAUCUCCUCUUCCACCCCAAACUUGACCACCUUACAGCAGCUGUAUGUGUGUGUAUGUGAGUGUGUGUGUGUGUGUGGUCUGGGGGCUCUAAGUGUGUGGGGUAGGGUUUGAAACUGGGGGCUUCUUGGUUUAUUAACCUGCUUUAUGAUGUACUUGAUCAGCUAACCUUGGUCCCGAUUGCAUACACUCGUCGCAGCCAUGAAAGGGAGGCUCUCAUCUGUUGUACGGGCAUUCGACGUGCUUCUCAGUUUUACUUUUUUUAAUCGUGCCAGUCUCACACUUGUGCCAGUAUUAGACUGACGCAGUCAGUCGUUUCAUAUGCCUUUAUUUCCGCAACCCAGUUAUGAUUUUCUAAGGCCAAAUCUACGAUAAAAGAGACAUUGGUUUUAAACCUAUCAGCCAUUCUCCUUAGGCCUAGAUGAUCAGUUAGGGCAGCUAAUUUGAAACCUUUUUUGCCUUAUGUUGAAGAGUUUAGAUAUGUGAUGUAAUCAGAUGGGAAAUCAGAUAAACACACAUUGUGUCCUGGCUGCAUUGCAUUGUAUCCAACAGAACCAAGGUUGAUGUGUUUCUUUUUUUUUGGGGGGGGGGUUGUCUUGAAUGGGAUGUGGACGCAGUAUGUCUGAAUGAGUGAAAGAGAGAGAGAUGUGGGGGCUCCUGACCUUGCAGCGCACAAACGCAGCAGCUAAGACUGCGCCAUGCAGAAAAAAAACAAAACGUAAAGCACACAUAAUACGUACUGUAAUGUAUGUUUGGAUCUCUCCUCGACCCUUUUUCUGAAGCCCUUCCUCACCUUUACUCUAACUGCAACGCUGAAAGACACUGCUUCACCUCUCUUUCUCUUUCUAACUACAGCUGCCUACCUCUGACAGAAAAAUUUCAGUGAAGGGUCUGUUCUAUUCUAUUCCACACUUCUCACCCGGUCAGCAGUUUAUCUCCUGCUCCUCGAAAAGGUCCAGGGUCAGCAGUUUAGGGAGGAGUGGGAAUUCAGUGACAAUGACCUUUGCAGUUAGUCCUCUUUCAUGUUCAGAGGCCUUUCUUUUUAAAAUAGCAUAUGUGUGUUUUGUUUGUUUUUAGUGUAGUUUACAUGUAAUAUGAGUCAAAACUGGGAUGUAAUGAAUUGUCAAUGGGGGGAAAAACCAUGUGUGACUACUGAAUGAGCUGUUUACAAAGGAUCUUCACAUUGCAUCCUAAUAGGAAUCAUGGUAAUAUGUGAAAAGCUCAGUUAUGUGCCUAUAAGCUUUGAGUGAAGUGCAUUAAGUGGAGGGAUCUCCCAUUUUAAGUGCUUUUGACAUUACUUUUGAAUCAUUUCAAGGGAGGGCAACAGGAGCCCUGCGGAGCUUAGUAUCCAGAAGUCUGCAAGUUUUCCCUUGGACUUGUACUCGUGUAUUACUUUGUUUCAUAUCAUAGGGUUUUGAAAAAGCCACAAACUGAGCCUCACAGGUUCAUAAUUAGCCGCCGGUUUUAAGCAGAAACAAUAGCACCACUGAAGUGAGAGAUGGGGCAGUGUCUUCCAGUUGCCCCAACUAUCCUCCUUUUUCCAAAUACCAGACCUGCUUCAGAUUGUAACUGCCAAAAAAUUUUAGUGGCUGUUUGAAUCCGGUUGUUGUAUCUGAUAGGUGGGCUUUGCUACGUCUGGAUAACAAAAGAUUGACUUGCAAGUACGGGUACUUUUUCACCUUCAUGAGCUUGUCCUUAGUGGCAAAUUCCACCCAUCUGGUUCUACAGUCACUUUAAACAAUCACUUGGAGUUUUUUUGCAACUACUAUUUGACAGCGGUUUGAUGCACACACAGACAUACCCUCUGAAAAUCACCUUACUGCCUCGCUCCUUUCCCUCUCCCCUCUCCCCUUGUGGUUUUUAGUGGUUCAGUGACUUUUGCAUUUCACAGUGUAAUCUUUCUGUGUCGUAUAUACAAACACAUACCAGUUGCAUCCUUUGUAGAAUUAUGUGGUUUGCGAAAUGUCUUGUUUGCCAUGUUUGAGACCGUAUUUUUUAGAGAAGUAUUUUAAUUUUGCCUUUU
Messenger RNA from Xiphias gladius (swordfish), 4239 nucleotides. It is a transcript of the gene rbm14b, whose product is annotated as RNA binding motif protein 14b. The record is from RefSeq and is a predicted model, not a curated record. Gene Ontology annotation, cellular component: cytosol. Lineage: Eukaryota; Metazoa; Chordata; Actinopteri; Istiophoriformes; Xiphiidae. Gene Ontology annotation, molecular function: zinc ion binding; mRNA binding. The transcript has 4 exons. The coding region runs from base 426 to 2162 and encodes 578 amino acids.